AUGAAACAUAGAACAGAAACUUAUGAAUUGGAUAGGGAUGGACAAGGAAACGAAGUGUAUGUUCUCAAGAAUGUGAGCCGAGCAGCGGCGGAACUUAGUGUUUGUAUGGACCCUUUCGGGGAAACUCAUGGUUCGUGGACGGAUCAGGAGAACGUAACCCGGAAGCAGCG
Molecule: messenger RNA, 170 nt
Organism: Pelobates cultripes (western spadefoot toad)
Lineage: Eukaryota; Metazoa; Chordata; Amphibia; Anura; Pelobatidae
Source: the annotation of a GenBank genome assembly